AUGUCAGGAAAAAGAGAUCUAAAAUUUUCUAGAAUCAUUUUAUCAGGAACUUGUCAAAAUUUCGUUAGAUUUUGCGAGCUAGCAGUACAAAAAUGUCCUUCACUUACAAGAGUGAAUUUGACAACAACUAAAGAGAACGAUGACCCAAAAAAUCAGACCGUAAGACUUCAAGAACUCAGAAGAAGUUUAGCUGAGCAUUCCAUAACUUUGGAUGUCACCUAUUCCGAUACGCUUCACGAUCGCCGUAUCUCGCUGAGCAACGGUUGGGUUAUAAAAAUCGGUAGGGGCCUGGAUUACUUCAAGCCUCCAGAAGGAAAGUUCGUUUUGGGUGUUUGCGACCUCGAACUGAGACCCUGCCUUGAAACUAUUGUCGACAUUUUUCACCAAAGCCACCUUCAAGACUCUGUAAAGUAAAAAUAGUCUCACAACUAAGAAGAACAAGUAAAGUAAUUAAAAUAAAUUAGGCUAAUUGUAUAUUAAACUCAACAAAAAGGCAAUGCUUCUACUCAAAUAUAUAU
Molecule: messenger RNA, 518 nt
Organism: Belonocnema kinseyi
Lineage: Eukaryota; Metazoa; Arthropoda; Insecta; Hymenoptera; Cynipidae
Product: MIT domain-containing protein 1-like
Exons: 3
Coding region: 1-414 (137 amino acids)
Source: RefSeq, a predicted model, not a curated record